Nothobranchius furzeri (turquoise killifish) is the source of this 2320-nucleotide messenger RNA. RefSeq names its product ankyrin repeat and SOCS box containing 1 (gene asb1). Gene Ontology annotation, biological process: protein ubiquitination; intracellular signal transduction. Lineage: Eukaryota; Metazoa; Chordata; Actinopteri; Cyprinodontiformes; Nothobranchiidae. Gene Ontology annotation, molecular function: protein binding. The record is from RefSeq and is a predicted model, not a curated record. Gene Ontology annotation, cellular component: ubiquitin ligase complex.
AGGCCGGAAGUAGCGCAGCGAGCCGAGGGGACGCCUCCCUCCUUCCGUUUGUUUACGUGCUGCUCUCCGGUCAGAUUCAAACCUUUUGGCCUUCUUUGUUUCACCAGAGAAGAGAAGCGGAGCGUCUUCCUGCGGGUCUGAACCGGUCCGGUCCGGCAGGAGCAUGGCGGACGGCCCCGACGCCCACGAGCCUCCCAGCGUCACCUACCCUCCGCUCAUCACCGUCUCCCACCUGCCCAGCGGGACCGGUAAUGCAGGUCGUCAGCUGAAGGAAUGGCUGCAGGAGCAGUUCUGUGACAAGCCGCUGGAGCAGGAUGACAUGCGGCUGCACAACGCAGCUCAUGUGGGGGACCUGGACACGCUGAGGGACCUGCUGCAGGAGGACGGCUUCAAACGACGUAUUAACGAGAAGUCGGUGUGGUGCUGCGGCUGUCUCCCGUGCACCCCUCUACGGAUCGCCGCCACAGCCGGACACGCCGCCUGCGUGUCCUAUCUGAUCGCUCAGGGGGCCGACGUGGACCUGGUCGAUGUCAAAGGUCAAACGGCACUCUAUGUGGCCGUGGUCAACGGCCACUUGGACUGUGUUCGGAUCCUGCUGGAGGCUGGAGCCGACCCCAACGGGAGCCGCCACCACCGCAGUACCCCGCUGUACCACGCAGCGCGGGUGGGGAGGCUGGAGAUCCUGCAGGAGCUGAUCAGGUUCAAUGCCGACGUGGACAUGGACUACCAGCUGGGCCCCCGGCUCCUCCUGAGCGCUCGUACCCUGAACACCUUGGUGGUGUGCCCCCUCUACAUCAGCGCCGCCUAUCAUCACCUGGAAUGUUUCCGGCUGCUGCUCCAAGCCGGCGCUCAGCCGGACUUCAACUACACCGGUCCCGUCUGCCACGAGGCUCUGACCCGGGGCCUGGCCUCCUGCCUGCUGGAUGCGGUGCUGCGACACGGAUGUGAGGUGGCCUUCGUCCACCUGCUGCUGGACCACGGGGCCAAGCCGGCCCUAGUACCCUGGGACGAGUCCGAGCUGGAGACGCCAAACCGGAGGAAGGUGAAUCCAGACGCGCUCAGGGUCUUCCUGGAAGCAAAGAGAAAUCCUCGUAGGCUGACACACUUGUGUCGCAUCAGGAUCCGCAGAACAAUGGGCAAGAGUCGCCUAACCCACAUAGCGUCGUUACCGCUACCAGAACCUAUCAAGAACUUCCUGCUCCACCAGAACUGACUUUCCUCCAUCCCGUGGUCUCGAAAGGAGCUCGUCCAACCUAAUCCCUGGAAAAGCAUUCAGAGAAAACUCCGUAAGUCCCAAAGACGAGACGGAGUUGUUGUGUUCUAACUUUCUAAAGCAGUUUUCCUCUCCAACUGUUCGGCCGUUAGCGGUACGGCUCAUCUUUGUGCCGCUGUGAGAAACAUCUGAAGAGUCUGAAGUCGUGGCUUUGUCUCCUCCGUGGAAAACCGUGUCUCGUACGCUCGACGUUUUUACCUGGAUGUGUUCUGUAUCGUUUAAAGUGUCAUGAUCAUGCUGCUGCAGCUUCGUACUUUCUCACCUACAUUCAAGAAAACCUGGAUUUGAUCCUUUUAAAGCUGCCAGAGUUAGCUGUAAUGUUGUAAUCUGGGAUUAUCCCUUUAACUGUAUGAUUCCAACCAUCUGUUAGGGAUUUAUUGAAGGUGCUUGCCUUUUUUCAAAAUGAUUACAACCGAGAAUGUUUCUAAAAGUAUUGGGCGGCAAAUGGUUUUAUCAGAUUAGCAAAUGGACGCCACAACAAGGUGCACUGUGAUGUCACCAUUUGGUUUGUUUGAAUCUUCCAUUGAUGCAUAACAGAUUUAUUUGUUGUUUACCACUGCUGAGAUGUUCAGAUGAGGAUUAUCACUGCAGGGUCACUACAGUGGCUCAGGAGGGUCAAAUAUAAACACUCCCUCUUUAGAAAAUCCGUUUGCUGCCCUUUAGCUCGACGGUUAGUUGUAGUUUGCAACACUUGUCUCUAGAUGGCACUACACCCCACCCACUCGCCCUUUAAAAUGUAAAUAAUUAGUAUUUUAAAGUUUCUCUACAUGCAUGAAUAAAGGAGCGAAACAAAACUCGUACUUUCUGACUGAAUGACGAGCAGAAGCUGACAUAUUGGGUCUAAAAAUGUGAAACUUUCUAGAAAAGAAAUUACAUUUUUUACAAGCCUUUGUGUUCACCUCCCAGAAUGACGACUUCCCUCCGAGUUUGGUGAUUUUCUCCUAAACUAACAUGUAAAUGUUUAGCGUGUUGAGCCGUUUGUGUGUUUUUUGGUUCAUUAUUGUUCUGAUUUGCAGACAGUAAAUACGAUUUCAGAUUGUUCUCGGA